AGCCAGGCGCUCCGCAAAUAUUUGCCUACAAGCCAUUAAAAAUUCCCUUUUCCCCUUUUAAUGUUCAAGUUUUUGUAUGUCACAAAUGUGCAAUUCCUAAUGUCCAUUUUGCUUCCUCUCGCAGAGUUCUGAUGGCUCACAUCAGCGAGGACAUGGCCAAGGAUGAUGUGAGCAGUGUGAAGUUUCUGCUGGCUCACAUGCUACCACGUAAGAAAAUGGAAACUGCCAAGGAUUUCCUGGACUUGGUUGUCGAACUCGAGCACGUUGGCAAGGUUUCCCUGACAAGGGUGGACCUGUUGGAGGAAUGUUUAAUGGACGUGGGCAGGGUAGACCUGGCCAAAAAGCUCAAGGUGUACAAGGUGUCAGUCAAUGCGCCAGCAGUACCCGAGGAAGUGAUGCGCCACCCUUGCCAGGAGAGUCCAGUCAGUCGGUACACAUUCGCCAGUGACCCCAGAGGGGAGUGCGUCAUCGUAGACUGCGUGGGGAAUGACGGAGAGAUGAUGGCGCACGCAUUUAAGUCACUGCACUUCAAUGUGACCCUGCAUAAAUGGCUAAACCUGGUCGAGACGGUCUCAACGCUCAGAAAAGUCUUCCAAAGGAGUCCGGACCGCAGUGGCGAUGGCUUCGUCUGCUGCAUCAUCAGCCGGGUGAUCGACAAUCGCCUCCAGGCCACGGACAUGAACUGCGAAGGCCUCCGUCUGGAAGAUGUCUGCCGCUUUUUCAACGGCGACGCCUGUCCGGCGCUGGUCGGCAAGCCAAAACUGUUUUUCAUCCAGAGCUACACUGUGUCGGACUUCCAACCCUGCGGUGUGGAGAACCGCUGGGAUGACGGCUGGGAGACGGACGGUGGCGCCGGUCAGCUGAGACCCGAUUGUCUCCCGUCAGAUGCGGACGUGCUCUGGUGUCACUGCUCGACCGGAGAACAUCAACUGCAGCGAGGCCGACACCGUUCCGUUUACCUCAAGGCUUUGACGGACGCCUUGGGCAGAAGCCAGGGAAGGAGCCGACAUCUGGUCGAUCUUCACAUGGAGGUGAACGGUGCAAUCUUUGAGCACAACAGCCGGCAUCGUGAGGAUCAGUACCACAUUGACCUGAAAAACACUUUGCGAAAAGACCUUUACUUAUAGUUGUCUGACGACUUGCCUGUUUCGUAGCUGUCAGUAUUUGCACUUCAAUUCACUUACUAUACUACUGCAUUCAGAUAAGCUUUUUUACAUUGACGUAUCUUGUAUGUUUUAUAUUUACCACGUGUAUUUACCUUGAAGUGUUUGGA
Molecule: messenger RNA, 1273 nt
Organism: Syngnathoides biaculeatus (alligator pipefish)
Lineage: Eukaryota; Metazoa; Chordata; Actinopteri; Syngnathiformes; Syngnathidae
Product: CASP8 and FADD-like apoptosis regulator
Exons: 6
Coding region: 132-1127 (331 amino acids)
Biological process (GO): negative regulation of extrinsic apoptotic signaling pathway via death domain receptors; proteolysis
Molecular function (GO): protein binding; cysteine-type endopeptidase activity
Source: RefSeq, a predicted model, not a curated record